This is a messenger RNA of Penicillium macrosclerotiorum, 2376 nucleotides long. Its product is annotated as Golgi transport complex subunit COG3. NCBI's taxonomy places the organism in Eukaryota, Fungi, Ascomycota, Eurotiomycetes, Eurotiales, Aspergillaceae. Bases 1 to 2376 code for a protein of 791 amino acids. Gene Ontology annotation, biological process: cytoplasm to vacuole targeting by the Cvt pathway; autophagy; Golgi organization. The record is from RefSeq and is a predicted model, not a curated record. The transcript is spliced from 4 exons. Gene Ontology annotation, cellular component: cis-Golgi network; COG complex; membrane.
AUGCCGUCCACAAAGCAGCAGCGUGCCCGUCGCCAGACCGCACCCUCGGGCCCGCCGCGGAAGCCAACCGCCAACGAAAUGCAACCUAAACUGGAGACAACACGGGAACAGCCAGAUGGUCUCCUUCAAUGGAGCAUUCCAAGCUGGGACAAUGAACUGGAGUUCUCCAAAUGGCUCAAUGGUGUGAGAGAUAACCUGGUUGAAGAGAGCUACGACCAGUACCAGACCUGUUUAGAUGAACUCCAGCAGUCAAAGGAACAUAUUGACGAGAUUCUAACGAGCACCCUGACCUUACUUGAUGAUCUCUCCAGCCUAUCUGAGUCCUUCAAAGCUGUCGAGUCGCAGACUUCCAACUUCGAGAAACAAUGCGAGGGGCUUUUAUCUGCCCAGGAACGAGAUACAAAACUUGCCAAUAACAUACAAAGCAACCUUCAUUACUACGACUUCUUGGAUCCAGCUUCGCGACGCCUCAAUGCCCCGGGAGCUGGAAAUACUGUCCGUGACCAGGAGUUCUCGGGCAUGCUGCGGCGCCUUGAUGUUUGCUUGGAUUACAUGGAAACGCAUCCUGAGCAAAAGGAAGCCGAGGUAUACCGCUCCAGAUACAGGCUUCUCUUAACGCGUGCCCUCACACUGAUCCGAGGAAAUUUUGUUACUGCACUCCGAGAUAUUUACCAAAGUGUUUCGAAAAAGAUUUCCGACCCAUCGUUGAACGACACAGCCAUGUCAGCUCUUCUGUACGCCAAAUUUAGAGUGGGGGCGCCCGAAUUGAAACAGAUUGGACUCGAAAUCCAGAAGCGAGCUGUCCCACCGUUGAACCCGGAUCAGAACAAUGAGGCAGAAUAUCAAAGCUUGAUGAAUGAGUUGCACAGCAGCUACUCGGCUACUCGUGCACGACUUAUCGUACCACUCGCGCGUAAGAAGCUCAAUGAAAUCACACAGGCGCCCAGCUCAUCCAAGGACUUGGUGGCAUUUGCUCGGGCAAGCAUUAGUUACAUCCGCGGCCUAUGCUUAGACGAAUACGAUUUGUGGGCUGAAUGGUUUCAUGGCCAAGGUGGGAUGUACGAUUUUCUUGAAACCAUUUGUGAGCCUCUCUAUGAUCACCUUCGCCCUCGGAUCAUCCACGAGACCGACAUUCGCAAUCUUUGUCAACUCUGCACCUUAUUGCAAACCCGGUAUUUCCUGGACCCAGAGGAAGAACAAGAGCAAACAGACACGAACCAACUUGACUUCUCAGUUUUGAUUCAGCCCGCCUUGCAGGACGUUCAAACUCGACUUGUGUUCCGUGCUCAGGCCGUCCUUCGCGAUGAAAUCGAGAGGUACAAGCCUCGCCCUGAAGACAUUGAUUACCCUAUGCACAGCAAACAGGUAUCCCUGACUGUGACCGAUACACAAAUUUCAGGGAAGAAAGAUACUUCAGCAGACACUAUGAUUGACAUGACGAAAUCCAUUGAGGAUGAAGAAAAUAGUGGUGCACAGGAGCAAGAUGGAAAGUGGGACUUCGAAACGCAGACCGCGCUUAAGGGAUGGUAUCCCACCCUUCGAAAGGCUAUCUGGCUGCUCAGUCGGAUCUAUCGUCUUGUCAACUCCACUGUUUUUGAUGAUUUGGCGCAUCAAAUUGUCCAUCAGACUACUCUGUCCCUCCACCAUGCCAGUACCCUUAUUUCUAGUAAAUCCACGCCUGCCGAUGGACAACUCUUCCUGAUGAGCCACCUCCUUAUCCUAAAACAACAGAUCGUCGCGUUCGACAUAGAAUUCGUUGCGCCCGAAGUGUCCUUCGACUUUUCUGGUGUCACCAGCACAUUUUGGGAGCUCCGUGAGCGCGGUGGCCUCUUCAACCCGCGGAAUCUAGUACGUCUUGUCGGACACGGUCUUAUUCCACGCGUUGUGGAGAACAUGCUCGAUGCCAAAGUUGAGCUCGACGGUCGCCUACGAACCGUUAUCAAUGACUUCAUCAACGCUUUCGCCGCUCGUACGACCGCAUCAUUGCCAACAAAGUUCGUCGAUACUCGGAACCUGCAACGUGGCGAGUUGAUCUAUCCUUCUUGCAACACUAUCGAGAAAGAGGUCCCGGCUCUUCGUAAGAUUCUGAAUGAGUACAUUGAUGACACUCGCAUGAAGGAAACCCUUGUCGGGGCGGUGCAAGAUCGGACGAUCCAAAUCUACGAAGAUUUCUUCGACCGAUACACCUCAUCGGAGAAAGGAAAGGGUCAUACUGUCAGCAGAAACGGCAAGGGUCGGGACGAUGCCAUCUGGGACGUUGAGACCUUUGCUGAAUGGUGCGAGGGUGUUUUCCGAGUCGGUGUCGCUGGUUUUCAGUCUGAGCAGGUGGAUAACCUGAGCGAGGACGAUGAGGACCUGUUGAGCACGAGCUCGUAG